CAACUGACAUAGCAAUGGAAAACUAUUUUGUUUUCAGUUUACUUCUGUUGACAGUGACCUUAAGUGGCACAUUUGCCGCUAGUUUGAAUGCAUAUCAACAGCCAAUCUGCCGAAAUCGAGCUGAUGGUUAUCGCCAUAUUGUGCCCGGUAGCUGCUCCAAGUUCUUCGAAUGUCAGCGAGGUGUUCCUAAGGAAUACUCUUGUCCCCGCUACUAUGAUCCUAUGCUAGACGGCUGUGUAUCAUAUAAUCCUGGCUGCAUUGAAACAGGAAAUGAAGAAAUAGCUCCAAGGGAUGUCGUGACAGCAACAACAGGAAAGCCCUGCAGCAAUAAAACUCCAGCUCCAACCACCCCAUGCUCGGGUGUUACAACUCAACCUCCCACGACACCUUGCGCAACAACUCCUAAACCAGUUACUCCAACACUUCCGCCAACAACAACUUGCUCAACAACUCCUAAGACAGUGACGGUAACAAUUCCUCCGACAACCACUUGCUCAACAACUCCUAAGACAGUGACUACGAAGCCAACUCCAGCUGCGACAACAACGUGCUCAACAACUCCUAAGACAGCGACUCCAACAAUUCCUCCGACAACAACGUGCUCAACAACUCCUAAGACAGUGACUGUAACAAUUCCUCCGACAACAACUUGCUCAACAACUCCUGAGACAGCGACUCCAACAAUUCCUCCGACAACAACGUGCUCAACAACUCCUAAGACAGUGACUGUAACAAUUCCUCCGACAACUCUAAAGCCAACUCCAGCUGCGACAACAACUUGCUCAACAACUCCUAAGACGGUGACUCCAACAAUUCCUCCGACAACAACUUGCUCAACAACUCCUAAGACGGUGACUCCAACAAUUCCUCCGACAACAACUUGCUCAACAACUCCUAAGACAGUGACUGUAACAAUUCCUCCGACAACUCUAAAGCCAACUCCAGCUGCGACAACAACGUGCUCAACAACUCCUGAGACAGCGACUCCAACAAUUCCUCCAACAACAACGUGCUCAACAACUCCUGAGACAGCGACUCCAACAAUUCCUCCGACAACAACUUGCUCAACAACUCCUAAGACAGCGACUCCAACAAUUCCUCCGACAACAACGUGCUCAACUACUCCUGAGACAGCGACUCCAACAAUUCCUCCGACAACAACUUGCUCAACUACUCCUGAGACAGCGACUCCAACAAUUCCUCCGACAACAACUUGCUCAACUACUCCUGAGACAGCGACUCCAACAAUUCCUCCGACAACAACUUGCUCAACAACUCCUAAGACAGCGACUCCAACAAUUCCUCCGACAACAACGUGCUCAACUACUCCUGAGACAGCGACUCCAACAAUUCCUCCGACAACAACGUGCUCAACAACUCCUAAGACAGCGACUCCAACAAUUCCUCCGACAACAACUUGCUCAACUACUCCCAAGACAGCGACUCCAACAAUUCCUCCGACAACAACUUGCUCAACAACUCCUAAGACAGUGACUCCAACAAUUCCUCCGACAACAACUUGCUCGACUCCGAAGCCAACCCCAGCUGCAACAACAACUUGCUCGACUCCCAAGCCAACCCCAGCUGCAACAACAACUUGCUCGACUCCGAAGCCAACCCCAGCUGCGACAACAACUUGCUCGACUCCAACGACAGUUUGUGCCACAACAACUUGCCCCAUUACGACACCAUGCACCACAUUGAAGCCACCUUGUGGAUCAGCGGUUAAGCAGUCGGCCGCAUCGCUCAGUAGACCCAAUCGUAGGCGCCCAAAUCGUGUGCGACCAAACCGUCUGCUACUUCCCGAGGCGUUGGAGGCAUUAGCAGUCAAAAAAACUGCAGCUGAGAUCGGCUGUGAGGGCAAACCCGAUGGUUUUCUGAUGGCAUCUCCUGAACGUUGCAAUGACUAUUUCAUCUGCCGUUAUCAAAGAGCCAUUAAGGUAAGCUGUGGUGAUAAGUACUUCAAUGGUCUGAAGGGCAUCUGCGAUCUGCCGGAGAAUACAGCCUGCGUGCAAUCCUAAUUGGAUUGCAUAGUUAAUGGCC
Messenger RNA from Drosophila busckii, 2043 nucleotides. RefSeq names its product mucin-2. The coding region runs from base 15 to 2021 and encodes 668 amino acids. The transcript has 3 exons. Lineage: Eukaryota; Metazoa; Arthropoda; Insecta; Diptera; Drosophilidae. Gene Ontology annotation, cellular component: extracellular region. Gene Ontology annotation, molecular function: chitin binding. The record is from RefSeq and is a predicted model, not a curated record.